Cimex lectularius (bed bug) is the source of this 4040-nucleotide messenger RNA. RefSeq names its product potassium voltage-gated channel protein eag (gene eag). Lineage: Eukaryota; Metazoa; Arthropoda; Insecta; Hemiptera; Cimicidae. Gene Ontology annotation, molecular function: voltage-gated potassium channel activity. Gene Ontology annotation, biological process: potassium ion transmembrane transport; regulation of membrane potential. Gene Ontology annotation, cellular component: membrane. The transcript is spliced from 13 exons. The coding region runs from base 72 to 3275 and encodes 1067 amino acids. The record is from RefSeq and is a predicted model, not a curated record.
AUGAGGUGUGGUGGGGGGAGGGGGAGCCGCCGGCUUGACGCCCCUGUUAGCCCUAGUACCAUCAAGCCGUCAUGCCAGGCGGAAGGAGGGGUCUUGUCGCUCCCCAGAACACCUUCCUCGAAAAUAUCAUCAGAAGGUCAAGCUCACAACCGGAUAGCAGUUUUCUCCUGGCAAAUGCACAGAUUGUGGACUUUCCGAUAGUCUACUGUAACGAGUCGUUCUGUAAAAUCUCUGGCUACAACAGGGCAGAGGUGAUGCAGAAAUCCUGUAGGUGCACUUUCAUGUACGGCGAACUGACAGAUAAGGAGACAAUAUCAAGAAUCGAUGAGUGCCUAGAAUCCCAACUUCACGAUCAGUUUGAAAUUUUAUUAUACAAAAAAAAUAGCACUCCGAAAGAAACACCAUUAUGGCUGUUACUACAAAUAGCUCCGAUAAAAAACGAGCGGGACCUUGUCGUCCUAUUCCUGUUAACAUUCAGGGACAUCACAGCUCUGAAACAACCAAUAGAAACAGAAGACACAAAAGGAGGUUUAAGCAAAUUUGCAAAGUUGGCACGCUCAGUGACAAGAAGCAGAUCAGUACUGGUUUCUCAAUUUUCAUCUCAUCUACCAAAUUUAAAAGACACAUCGAAACAAUCGCACCUUGCUCAUAUGAUGUCCCUGAGUGCAGAUGUGAUGCCACAGUACAGGCAAGAAGCGCCAAAGACACCACCCCACAUAUUACUCCAUUAUUGCGCUUUCAAGGCGAUAUGGGACUGGGUCAUUCUAUGCCUCACAUUCUACACAGCCAUUAUGGUCCCAUACAACGUAGCUUUUAAAAAUAAAACAUCCGAAGAUGUCUCACUACUUGUUGUCGAUUCAAUUGUAGAUGUCAUAUUUUUCAUAGAUAUAGUACUCAAUUUCCACACAACGUUUGUCGGACCAGGAGGUGAAGUCGUUUCUGACCCAAAAGUCAUUAGGAUGAAUUACCUCAGAUCGUGGUUUGUGAUAGAUUUGCUAUCAUGCCUACCUUACGAUGUCUUCAAUGCUUUCGAUCAUGAUGAAGAUGGCAUAGGAAGUUUGUUCAGUGCAUUGAAAGUAGUAAGAUUGUUGAGACUGGGGAGAGUAGUCAGAAAACUUGACAGAUAUUUAGAGUAUGGUGCGGCAAUGUUGAUACUACUUUUGUGUUUCUACAUGCUCGUUGCUCACUGGCUUGCCUGCAUUUGGUACUCAAUAGGGAGAUCGGAUGCAGACAAUGGACUCCAAUACUCUUGGCUGUGGAAAUUGGCCAAUGUAACACAGUCUCCGUAUGCGUACAUUUGGUCGAAUGAGACAAGUUCGCCUGAAUUGAUAAACGGGCCUUCAAGAAAAACGAUGUACGUAACUGCCUUAUAUUUUACAAUGACGUGUAUGACUAGUGUAGGCUUUGGAAAUGUCGCCGCUGAAACUGACAAUGAAAAGAUUUUCACAAUUUGUAUGAUGAUCAUAGCAGCUCUACUUUAUGCAACAAUUUUUGGCCAUGUCACAACAAUAAUCCAGCAAAUGACAUCGGCAACGGCCAAAUAUCAUGAUAUGUUGAAUAAUGUUAGAGAGUUCAUGAAACUUCAUGAAGUGCCAAAAGCAUUAUCGGAAAGAGUAAUGGAUUAUGUAGUAUCCACUUGGGCAAUGACAAAAGGAUUGGAUACUGAUAAGGUUCUGCUUUGCGCCCCUGUACUGAACUAUUGUCCAAAAGACAUGAAGGCCGAUAUAUGUGUGCAUUUAAAUCGUAAAGUUUUUAACGAGCACCCUGCGUUCAGGCUAGCCAGUGAUGGAUGCCUGAGGGCACUGGCGAUGCAUUUUACAAUGAGCCACUCGGCACCCGGUGACCUCCUGUACCACACCGGGGAGUCGAUAGACUCACUUUGCUUCAUUGUGACCGGCUCUCUCGAAGUCAUACAGGACGAUGAAGUGGUCGCCAUUUUAGGGAAAGGAGACGUCUUUGGUGACUCUUUCUGGAAGGAUACGGCAAUUGGGCAAUCAGCGGCGAAUGUGAGGGCUCUGACUUACUGUGAUUUGCAUACAAUUAAGAGGGAUAGAUUACUUGAAGUUUUGGAUUUUUAUCAAGCAUUUGCUAACUCUUUUGCCAGAAAUUUGAUUCUUACAUACAACUUGAGACAUCGGUUGAUAUUUAGAAAAGUCGCAGAUGUUAGAAGGGAGAAAGAACUGGCAGAGAGGAGGAAAAAUGAGCCACAGUUGGAUCAGAAUCAGGAUCAUUUAGUGAGAAAAAUAUUUUCAAAGUUCAGGAGAGACAGGACUGCAUUGACACCCCAACCUUCCCAAAGUCCAACUCAAGAUCCUGAAAAAGGUGAAAAACCUAAUGAAUCGUCAGUAAGUCCCAUACCACCCAAGUUAUCGAAUGUGGCAGAAAAAGAAGACCCUUCACAUAGUGGAGCUGCAACGACUGCACUUGUCCCUGCUCGUCCAACGACUAUCAGGGCCAGCAAGUGGGGCAGACUGUUGGGGAGCAGUUUGGAUUCUGGUACAGAAACAGGUAGUGCUGCUUCAAUUUCAAGAACUCAUUCCGUCCGAGACUCUCCUUCCAAGUCAUCUGGGUCAAGCACCGGAGGAAAUGGUGGUGGGUCGGGCAACAAAGUUUUCCCCAAACUCCAGAAAGUGACAGCAACUUCAUCUGGGUUGACUCCAGCAACUGUAUCUAGACAAGACACCAUCGAAGAAAUUGUAGAACUGGAAGACCGUCCUACAAGGUCGUCUACCAUGAAGAAAUUUGAUUCUUAUGAUAGUGGAAUUAUAAAAAGUGAGCAGAAAUCAAGUGAAGCCACAUUCAAACCUCAACCUGUGGCGACACCAGCAGAAUACAAAGAAAUCAUGACAAACAUUAUGGACUUUAAAGUUGAUGUUAAACUUGAAGUGCAAAAACUUAACCAAAAAGUUGCCCGGAUGGAAGAACUGUUGACUGAAGUUCUGUCAAGACUGGGAUCAGUGAGUCCUUCUUCGGCAUCGCAAUCCGGAGCUGAAGUUAGCAGCGCUAGGAGUGCAACUACUCCCCAGGAGGCAAGAACUCAAGGUGGUGAACUCGGUGCUAUAGUUCUUCGGAAACGAAGGUCAAAAUCGAGGACAAAAGGUGCAGCCCCAAGUGUUCCCCCUCGUAGCAGUCCAACUGAAUCUUCUCGACCUUCGGAUCAAGAGCAACCGGACCAAUCUCCAACUUCCCUACAGCCACAGACUUCCCAGCCAGCUAAAACUGAAGAAGAAGCUUCUAAGAGGCCUUAUGCAAGAAGACCUAGAGAAUUUCUUUAGUAUUGGCUUAAAAAGUGGCCUUGUUUCUGUUCCAAAUAUAUUUUUUGAUAUUAUUUUCAGGUUUGUCACAAAAUGUCAAGAGUUUAUUGAGUGGUUCAAAGCAAACUCUUUGAUGAUCUCUUAAAUAAGAUAAAAUUAUGUCAAUUUUGGGAACAGUUAGUCAAUUACUCUUUCAUAUAGCACAGUCCAAAUUGUUUGGGUUUAUUUAGAGUAUCAUUACUUUUUAAAUAAUUAAAUUUGUUUUAGUAGAAAUAAGUCAAUUAGUGGAUAAAAGCAUUUUAUUAAGUGACUUUUUGUGACAACUCUGCAUUUAUUGUCGCUUAUUUAUUUUUUAUUUUGAAAAUACAGAUCCAACCAUUCUAAGAUUAAGACAACAUUGCCUUAAUUACACUUAUUAGUUGAUUAAACCUGGAAAUAAAUUUAAGGUCAAUACACAUAUCAACCAACUGUAAUAAUUGUCAGAUUGUUAUUGUUAUACACUUUUGUUAUUAUGUUUAUACUUGGAAAAAAUCAAAGAAACGUCCAAUUGGAUCUCUUGUUUUCAAUUAAACAUUUAGCUACAAUUUGUGAUAUUUUCUGUAAACACAUUUUAAGCCUCCAUUAAUAGUAAGUUUUAAACUUUAAAAUACACCUUUAGGUCCUCUUGGGUUAAAUGUUGCAACAUAGUGUUUCUUCCUGUAAACACUUACUUAAUAUAUUCAAUAAUAAUUAAGUUAAUUAACAUGUUUUUCUUCUGUUAAUUGAAUAAAAAUAGGUCAAUUGAAU